AAACCGGAAGCGGCUCCUGCUGCGGCCCCUCCCUCUUCUUUUUCGUCUGAGGGAAGCUUCCGGUGGCGGCAGAAGCGGCGGAGGAGGUUGGUGGAGCGGGAUGUAGCGGCCGGAGCUGUCCGGCUGUGCAGAGCUGGAAUGGCAAGCUGGGUGGAGCUGUGAGCCGGUGGUCUGCAAGGGGCAUCCUCUUUCCUGACAACACAGAGCACGGCUGUCUGUGUGUCGGCAGGGCCUGCCUUCCGCCUGAGAGGUCUUACAGCCUUUUCCGGCCAAAUGUCGUCCCGCAAGGCGUCCGUGACCAGCCAAGGAAAUGGACCUUCAAGCAACGUCCGGGAGAGGGAAGAUGUGGAGCUGGCCGAACUUGGGCCGCUCCUGGAGGAGAAAGCGGAGCAGCCCACGACCAGUUCUGCCAAUGCCCAAGACCAGCCAUGCCCUGCGCCCCAGGAGGAAGAGGAAGAGGAAGUGCGGGUGCUGACCCUCCCCCUGCAGGCCCAUCACGCCAUGGAGAAGAUGGAAGAGUUCGUCUAUAAGGUGUGGGAAGGCCGCUGGAGGGUCAUCCCUUACGACGUGCUGCCCGACUGGCUGAAGGAUAACGACUACCUGCUCCACGGGCACCGGCCCCCCAUGCCCUCUUUCAGAGCCUGCUUCAAGAGCAUCUUCCGCAUUCACACCGAAACGGGCAACAUCUGGACACACUUGCUAGGCUUUGUGCUCUUCCUGGUGCUGGGGAUCCUGACCAUGCUGCGGCCCAACAUGUACUUCAUGGCCCCUUUGCAGGAAAAGGUGGUCUUUGGGAUGUUUUUCCUCGGAGCGGUGCUGUGCCUCAGCUUCUCCUGGCUUUUCCAUACGGUCUACUGUCACUCGGAAAAGGUCUCGCGGACAUUUUCCAAGUUGGAUUACUCUGGGAUUGCCCUGCUGAUCAUGGGGAGCUUCGUGCCCUGGCUGUACUAUUCCUUCUACUGCUCUCCACAGCCUCGACUCAUCUACCUCUCCAUCGUGUGUGUGCUGGGCAUCUCAGCAAUCAUUGUCGCUCAGUGGGACCGGUUUGCAACGCCAAAGCACAGGCAGACGAGGGCAGGGGUCUUCCUGGGCCUGGGCCUGAGUGGUGUGGUGCCGACCAUGCACUUCACCAUUGCAGAAGGUUUUGUCAAGGCCACCACCGUGGGCCAGAUGGGCUGGUUCUUCCUCAUGGCUGUGAUGUACAUCACAGGGGCUGGACUCUAUGCGGCCCGCAUCCCCGAGCGCUUCUUCCCCGGGAAGUUUGACAUCUGGUUCCAGUCGCACCAGAUCUUCCACGUCCUGGUGGUGGCGGCCGCCUUCGUCCACUUCUACGGCGUCUCCAACCUGCAGGAAUUCCGUUACGGACUCGAAGGAGGAUGUACCGACGACUCGCUCCUCUGAGGACCUCGAGAGGGCUUUGGCACAGGCUUCCCAAGUGCUUUUAGAGAGGGACUUCUUGACUCAAAGCAAAAAGAAGACUCUUUGACAUUAUUAUUUUUUUUAAAAAAAAGAGAGAGACUGCAAAGUGGGCCGCAGCUGUUGCCGUCCUGGGCUCCUCUUCUCUCAGGAGAAUGGGAUUUCAAAGGGGGGUGGGUGGGUUAGGGUCUCUCUCCAUGGGGGUCCCCUUUGGGCGAAGUGCCUCCAGCCACAGGCCCCUCUCUGGGCAAAGCAGACGGACUUUCCAGGAGUUAAAACCCUGGGACUUUUGGACACGAGAGACGCGUGGGCGGCCGGCAAAAUGCAAACACACACACACACAAGGAAAAGGGCCCGUUCCCUCUCCUUUCUUGCUGCAAACAUCCCUCAUGCUUGAAGAGACUCUCUCCCUGCGUCCGGUCAGGCCGGAGAGAGAACGCACAGGGGCCGUUUCACUGAAGUUUUGUCUUUCUCGACAAAAGCAAUGUAUUGCCUAGAUUACAGGCGUGGGCCAACUCCGGGUGUUUUGGACUCCAACUCCCACCAUUCCUAACAGCCUCAGGCCCUUUCCUUUUCCCCCGCAGCCGCUUAAGCGGCUGCGGGGGAAAAGGAAGGGGCCUGAGGCUGUUAGGAAUGGUGGGAGUUGGAGUCCUUGGAGAGCCGAAGUUGGCCCACGCCUGCCUAGAAAAACGAGAGUAUUUAAUAUUUAACAUUAAGCUUUAAAACAAAACAAAAAACAAGGCGCUAUUCCCUCCAGCAUCUUGCUUCUGGAGAGCUGCUGUUUGUGGUGUCGCAGGCGAGAGGUGUUGCUUAGAGGACUGUGGAGCUGUUGUCGCUUUUGUGUUAAGACCGCGGGAAAAUCAAGGUGUCGGGGAGUUUGGGAGACCCUCUGGGACCUGUCUCCAUCCUCCGGAAGGAUGCGUAGAAGUUCCUCCUUGAGCAAAGGCAUGGCACGUGACGACGGGCUUCUUACUGUUGUGUUGUGUUUUGGGGCAGGAGUUUGCCGCAAUUCCUUCUGGCAUCGUCCCUCUUUUCUUUUGGCCGAGAUUGUCGUUCCCGAGUCGCUUGCAGGGUUGAGCGCAUCGGGAGGAGAUGCGUCCGGACCAUCUGGCCUUGCUUUGCUUGCAAGGAAUUCUUGGUUUUGUCUUUUUUGGGGAAAGUGGUGCUGUUUUUCGCUCCUCUGUCGCUUCCGUCUGCCACGGCAUCGGUUUCCUUUUGCUUUGUUUAUUUCUCUCCUUAUUAAUGUAUGUCUGGUCUCUCUGUUUUUAAAUGUUUCGUUUCAGACAAAAGUGACUGUAGGAUUCCGGGGGCCGUUGUCCCAAAAAAGUACUGUUUCCGGGCUCUGCUUCGUCUCUUCCCCAAAGCAGUCGGCCGGAGCCUUUCUUCCUCUUCUGGGAUCAUGAGAAAGAGGCUAGCAGUUCCCAGGGUUUUCCCUCUGCUGUGGACUUCUAGGCUUAGCCAAAUAGGCCAGCUUGUUCCCUGUUUAUUGCCCUCUUUGCUAGUUCUUGAUGUUUGUUAUUGUUAGGCUUCUCACAGGACAAUCGCGGGACCUUCCCCAGAUUGAUGCACUCCAGGAACUGCAAAGCUUAGAAAAAGGCAGCUCUUCCUCUUAAGAAUUCUGCCGCGUUGUGGUUUAUUUACGUUUGUUCCCUGUGUUUCUAGAAUUGCAGUAAAUUUCAAAGCUCAGUCGAGUGUUUUGAAAUGCAGUUUGCUCACGAAAGAGCAGGCAAAGGGACCAAGAGGUGAAUUUGUGGCAAAUAGAUGUGUGAAUGGUGCAAAUGACGUUCAGGGUUUUAUACUCUUGGAGAGGACAUGCAUGUGGCAAAUGGAUGUGUGAAUGGUGCAAAUGACUUUCAGGGUUUUAUACUCUUGAAGAGGACAUGCAUGUGGCAAAUGGAUGUGUGAAUGGUGCAAAUGACUUUCAGGGUUUUUUACUCUUGAAGAGGACAUGCAUGUGGCAAAUGGAUGUGUGAAUGGUGCAAAUGACUUUCAGGGUUUUAUACUCUUGGAGAGGACAUGCAUGUGGCAAAUGGAUUUGUGAAUGGUGCAAAUGACUUUCAGGGUUUUUUACUCUUGAAGAGGACAUGCAUGUGGCAAAUGGAUGUGUGAAUGGUGCAAAUGACUUUCAGGGUUUUAUACUCUUGGAGAGGACAUGCAUGUGGCAAAUGGAUGUGUGAAUGGUGCAAAUGACUUUCAGGGUUUUUUACUCUUGAAGAGGACAUGCAUGUGGCAAAUGGAUGUGUGAAUGGUGCAAAUGACUUUCAGGGUUUUUUACUCUUGGAGAGGACAUGCAUGUGGCAAAUGGAUGUGUGAAUGGUGCAAAUGACUUUCAGGGUUUUUUACUCUUGAAGAGGACAUGCAUGUGGCAAAUGGAUGUGUAAAUGGUGCAAAUGACUUUCAGGGUUUUUUACUCUUGAAGAGGACAUGCAUGUGGCAAAUGGAUGUGUGAAUGGUGCAAAUGACUUUCAGGGUUUUUUACUCUUGAAGAGGACAUGCAUGUGGCAAAUGGAUGUGUAAAUGGUGCAAAUGACUUUCAGGGUUUUUUACUCUUGAAGAGGACAUGCAUGUGGCAAAUGGAUGUGUGAAUGGUGCAAAUGACUUUCAGGGUUUUUUACUCUUGAAGAGGACAUGCAUGUGGCAAAUGGAUGUGUAAAUGGUGCAAAUGACUUUCAGGGUUUUUUACUCUUGAAGAGGACAUGCAUGUGGCAAAUGGAUGUGUGAAUGGUGCAAAUGACUUUAAGGCUUUUAUACUCUUGAAGAGGACAUGCAUGUGGCAAAUGGAUGUGUGAAUGGUGCAAAUGACUUUCAGGGUUUUAUACUCUUGAAGAGGACAUGCAUGUGACAAAUGGAUGUGUGAAUGGUGCAAAUGACUUUCAGGGUUUUAUACUCUUGAAGAGGACAUGCAUGUGGUAAAUGGAUGUGUGAAUGGUGCAAAUGACUUUCAGGGUUUUAUACUCUUGGAGAGGACAUGCAUGUGGCAAAUGGAUGUGUGAAUGGUGCAAAUGACUUUCAGGGUUUUAUACUCUUGGAGAGAACAUGCAUGUGGCAAAUGGAUUUGUGAAUGGUGCAAAUGACUUUCAGGGUUUUAUACUCUUGGAGAGGACAUGCAUGUGGCAAAUGGAUGUGUGAAUGGUGCAAAUGACUUUCAGGGUUUUAUACUCUUGGAGAGGACAUGCAUGUGGCAAAUGGAUUUGUGAAUGGUGCAAAUGACUUUCAGGGUUUUUUACUCUUGGAGAGGACAUGCAUGUGGCAAAUGGAUUUGUGAAUGGUGCAAACGACUUUCAGGGUUUUAUACUCUUGGAGAGGACAUGCAUGUGGCAAAUGGAUGUGUGAAUGGUGCAAAUGACUUUCAGGGUUUUAUACUCUUGGAGAGGACAUGCAUGUGGCAAAUGGAUGUGUGAAUGGUGCAAAUGACUUUCAGGGUUUUAUACCCUGUAGUGCUAGAACUUUGUGGCCAUGGAUCCCACUCUUCAUUUCGAUAUGCUCCUUCCUUAUGAGCAAGUGCUUCUGCUUCUUUGCUAGUCUCUCCUGGCAAGACUCUCACAGUGUUAUACUGGUGGAUAAGGAAUAGAAUUAUCCCUCCGCUGCUGUUGUUCCUUUUUUUCCCCUGGCUUUUUCUAUUCUGCGUUUUCAGUUUGGCCAACAUGAGACUGGCUUGAGCAUCCCCUUCAGUGGCAUUAAUUAGACCUCACUGCUUUUGUAUUCUACGUGAUGUACUAUCUUCAUUAUAUGAGUCUGCACCAGGUCUGAGCCAACUUGGGAUCUCCAAGUGUUUUGGACUUCAACUCCCACCAUUCCUGACAGCCUCAGGCCCCUUCCUUUUCCCCCUCCGCCGCUUAAGCGGAUCCCAAGCUGGCUCAGACCUGUCCUAAAGGGUUGCAUCCCUCCACGUGUUUCACUGCUGUAAGCCCCUCUCCCCGGGGUCCUGGCCUCGCAAGGAAGCAGAAUGCGAUGCCGUGAUUAACCUCAAGUGUAACAGAACAUAUCAAUUCAUUUAGGGUGCCUGUGAGCACCCUAAAUGGGGUCUGAUGGAACUUGUUUUGCAGGACAGAAGGUGUGAGUUGGUGUCUGGCUGCAGGUCCUUCCCAAAAGUUGGUGUCUGGCUGCAGGUCCUUCCCAAAAGUUGGUGUCUUGGCUGCAGGUCCUUCCCAAAAGUUGGUGUCUUGGCUGCAGGUCCUUCCCAAAAGUUGGUGUCUUGGCUGCAGGUCCUUCCCAAAAGUUGGUGUCUGGCUGCAGGUCCUUCCCAAAAGUUGGUGUCUGGCUGCAGGUCCUUCCCAAAAGUUGGUGUCUGGCUGCAGGUCCUUCCCAAAAGUUGGUGUCUUGGCUGCAGGUCCUUCCCAAAAGUUGGUGUCUUGGCUGCAGGUCCUUCCCAAAAGUUGGUGUCUUGGCUGCAGGUCCUUCCCAAAAGUUGGUGUCUGGCUGCAGGUCCUUCCCAAAAGUUGGUGUCUGGCUGCAGGUCCUUCCCAAAAGUUGGUGUCUGGCUGCAGGUCCUUCCCAAAAGUUGGUGUCUGGCUGCAGGUCCUUCCCAAUAGUUGGUGUCUGACUGCAGGUCCUUCCCAAAAGUUGGUGUUUGGCUGCAGGGCCUUCCCUUGAAAUGGGCUUCCCCUGAUAUGGAUGGGGAUGUUGUAAAGGAUGGACUAGUUUGUGAGUCUGAAAUAAUCAACGAGGAAGGACAUUACUGUGUUUCUUCAAUUCUGAGAUGCCGUUUAUUUUCAGACACACCCUAAUUUCAGUACCAACAGAAAAAUUAGUUAUUCCAAGACACAAAUAAAAAUAAUAAUACUUUAUUUUUCUAUCCUGCCACCAUCUCCUCGAAGGACUUGGGGAGGCUAACAUUGGGCCAAGCCCAAAAACAGAAACAAAAUAUAACAAGUUAAAACCAGUAUCAAUAACUAAAAACAGUGUCAGCACAACAAUCAAAUAAAAUAAACAAAAACGUAGCAUACAAUAUAAUAUAAUAUAACAGACUCUUUCUAGAGAUGUGUUUUCGAAGGCUUUCAUGGCAGGAAUCACUGGGUUGCUGUGAGUCUUCCAGGCUGUAUGGCCAUGUUCCAGAAGCACUCUCUCCUGACGUUUUGCCCACAUCUGUGGCAGGCAUCCUCAGAGCUUGUGAGGUCUUGCCUAGUUUCCAACAGACCUCACAACCUCUGCCAUAGAUGUGGGCGAAACAUCAGGAAAAAAUGCUUCUGGAACAUGGAAAACUCACAGCAACCCACUGUUUCUAGAGAUGUUUAUAUGGAGGGAAAUGUGCAUCUUAGAAUUGAAGAAAUAAUGGAGUAAAUGCCUCACAUUAAAUGGAAUAUUUUGCAAAGAAAGGUGCGAUAGGCAGGACAGGUGACAGUGGUUUUGGGUACAGAUGGGUUUUGGAUUGUGUGUCUGCCUCUUUGUGUGUUGUGAUCACAAGGGUGAGACAACAGUGGCGGCUUCCAUUCAGAUCCAGUCUGAAAUGGGAGUGUACUGGCAUCUAACUGGGGUUUGUUUUUAAAACACAAGGAGAAAGAUGCUUUUGCAGCAAGGUCUAAAGACAAGAUUUCUAUGUUUAUAUUUCUAUGCUUGUUUGGAUGGGAAUGUAUGGUGCAGAGACAGAAUGGAGCCUGUCUUUUAUUUGUCAGCAAAUGAAGGGGUUUGUAAGUGUCGCUUACAAACUUUUUUCAAAAGUAGGACUGGGUCGGUGCAUUUAGGACGAGGAAAUGCAUAACAAUCGGCGUUGUAUCAGUAGGACACUAACGAGGGCGUUUCAAGUACGAAACCGAUAGUCGGAAAGCAAACAAACUAUUAAUGACAUAGAUCUAUUAUUACAGAGGCAAUUAUAGUCAGAUUAACGCUCUAGAUCUAUUACGUACGUAGCGGUGUACAUGUUCAAACAAGAAAGCAGAUGUAUUUGGAUAUAUGUGUGCUUCUUCCAGGGCGGAGAAGAACCUUGUUGUGUUCCUAACUAUGGACUUUUUGUUCAGUUUGUAAACUAGGGAAGAUUUUAAGAUGUUUAUCAGCAAUAAACAUUUUUAAAUUAGUAGACCUCGA
Anolis carolinensis (green anole) is the source of this 7437-nucleotide messenger RNA. It is a transcript of the gene adipor1, whose product is annotated as adiponectin receptor 1. Gene Ontology annotation, molecular function: signaling receptor activity. Gene Ontology annotation, cellular component: plasma membrane. NCBI's taxonomy places the organism in Eukaryota, Metazoa, Chordata, Lepidosauria, Squamata, Anolidae. Gene Ontology annotation, biological process: adiponectin-activated signaling pathway. The coding region runs from base 274 to 1401 and encodes 375 amino acids. The record is from RefSeq and is a predicted model, not a curated record. The transcript has 9 exons.